This is a messenger RNA of Phasianus colchicus (ring-necked pheasant), 4926 nucleotides long. Its product is annotated as cystathionine beta-synthase-like protein. Gene Ontology annotation, molecular function: cystathionine beta-synthase activity. NCBI's taxonomy places the organism in Eukaryota, Metazoa, Chordata, Aves, Galliformes, Phasianidae. The record is from RefSeq and is a predicted model, not a curated record. Gene Ontology annotation, cellular component: cytoplasm.
CUAAGAGGAAGGGUGGAGCCGAGGCGCGCCGGGCUCUUCUUAACGCGGUGGACGGGGCUACGCUCCUCGCCUGCAGCGGCGUCGGAACGCCCGCCCCGCCGGAUCUGCAGCUUUGAAGAAGAUUCCAGUCGCGUGACCAACUGUACUUUCUCCCAAAGAAGGUCCAGUCUACUGUGCCUUUGCUUAAGAAAAUGGAGAAGCUGAUAUCAGAGAAGCCUGUUCCAGUAUCUAAGGAUGAAAUGCAUUCCCUUCCUUCCCAGGCCAAGCCAGAUACAAACUCAUGCCCUCAUGCUUCUGGCAAAUACUUCCUUCCUGGUGGGACAGACCAUGAGGACUGUAAGACUAACGAGAAGGAAAGGAAGUGGAUCCGUCCUGAUACACCCAGCAAAUGCACGUGGAAGCUUGGGAAACCCAUUUCUGCCUCCCCCCAUCGUCAUAUGUCUCUGCCAGAGCCUCCAAACAUUCUGCCCAACAUUUUGAAUAAAGUUGGCAACACACCGUUGGUGCGGAUCAACAAGAUUGGGAAGCACUUUGGGCUGAAGUGUGAACUCUUGGCAAAAUGCGAGUACUUCAAUGCUGGGGGCAGUGUGAAAGACCGCAUCAGCCUGAGGAUGGUAGAGGAUGCUGAGAGAGCUGGGAUCUUGAAGCCUGGGGACACAAUCAUAGAGCCAACCUCUGGAAACACAGGAAUUGGGCUGGCCUUGGCUGCAGCAGUGAAGGGUUACCGCUGUAUCAUUGUGAUGCCAGAGAAAAUGAGUCUGGAGAAGGUGGAUGUCCUGAGAGCUCUGGGUGCUGAGAUUGUAAGGACCCCAACUACUGCCAGAUUUGAUUCUCCUGAAUCUCACGUGGGUGUAGCAUGGAGACUGAAGAACGAAAUCCCCAAUGCACAUAUCUUAGACCAGUACCGUAAUGCCAGCAAUCCCCUGACACACUAUGAUACUACAGCUGAAGAGAUCCUGCAGCAGUGUGAAGGGAAAAUAGACAUGCUGGUGGCUACAGCUGGUACAGGAGGUACCAUCACUGGCAUCUCCAGAAAGCUGAAGGAGAAGUGUCCAGGUUGCAAAAUCAUAGGUGUUGAUCCUGAAGGCUCCAUCCUUGCUCAACCGGAUGAACUGAACAAGACCGACAAGACAAUGUAUGAAGUGGAAGGAAUUGGAUACGAUUUUGUUCCCACAGUGUUGGAUAGAUCUCUGGUGGACCAGUGGUACAAGAGCAAUGAUGAGGAGUCAUUUGCUUUAGCACGCAUGCUGAUCCGAGAGGAAGGACUGCUGUGUGGUGGCAGCUCAGGCAGCGCAAUGUCUGUAGCUGUGAAGGCAGCCAAAGAGCUGAAGGAGGGUCAGCGCUGUGUUGUUAUCUUCCCUGACUCUAUCAGGAACUACAUGUCCAAGUUCUUGAGUGACAAAUGGAUGAUUCAGAAAGGGUUCAUGACAGAAGAAGACCUUGUCAAAAAACCUUGGUGGUGGAAUGUCAGUGUUCAGGAGUUAAGCCUCUCAGCUCCCCUGACUGUGCUUCCAACUGUUACCUGUGCAAAGACUGUUGAAAUUCUUCGGGAGAAGGGGUUCGACCAGGUACCAGUUGUUGAUGAAUCUGGGGUGAUUUUGGGCAUGGUUACUCUAGGUAACAUGCUUUCUUCACUGCUUGCUGGAAAAGUUCAGCCUUCAGAUGAAGUCAGCAAAGUAAUCUACAAGCAAUUCAAGCAGGCAGAUAAUCAAGGAUCAGGUGGAAAUGUGAUUAACCUGAAAGACAACUUGGGGAAGCUCUCUCAUAUUCUGGAAACAGACCACUUUGCUUUAGUGGUUCAUGAACAAAUUCAGUAUCACACUGAUGGUUCCUCCAGUAAGCGACAAAUGGUGUUUGGCAUUGUUACGGCCAUUGACCUGCUCAACUUUGUGACUGCGCGAGAACGGGAAAGAAAGAUCAACUAAAGUCAAGGAGCAGUCGGGAACCUCUUCAGUAAUAUUUUGCAAUCUCCAACAAAGAAUCAGGUUUAUUUCUUAGGUUGAAUGGUCUGUUCUUAAGGUGUUUGUUUCGAAAUUCUGAAAAUAAGCAGUUAGCGAUCCUGGUGUCAGCUAUACAGCUAGUGCUUUCUACUCAUUGCACAGUUUCUGGGAGUUUGUUUCUUAAUCAAGUUACAUGAUAUUUCUUAAGACAAUUUAUUUUUUUACCUAUAUAUAUGUGUGUAAAAAUACUGCCUAAAUUAACUGGUGUGUUCCUUACCUGUUGUGUCCAAAGCCUGGCUUUUCAAAAAUAUUGUCAGAUGAAUUAAAUAUGUUGAAAAGAGUUAUAAAGCAGAAGUCUAAGAGCUCUGGAAGGCAUUUUUUUAAUGUGCAGGGUUGUUAAGUUAGACAAUAUAGCGUAGAAACAAAAACAUGGAAUUGGGCUGUGAAGAAGGGAGGAGGUGUUUCCCAUUUGGUGACAUCAAUGUAAAAUGGGAGCAAAGCUUGAGCGCAAGAGUUAAGGUUUGGUUCAACCAGCUCCUCUGAGACAGAUCUGACUUGGCUGACAAAUGAAAAAUAGUGAUUUGUUCUACACGGUGCACUAGCUUUCACUGCAAAGAGAGACCUUUCUCUUUUUCCAACUAUACCUCAAUAAGUAAGCAUGGAUGGAAAGGAAGAGAGCCUUUUUGCCCGAAGGUUGUUUAGAAUGAUGCUGUCACAUCUAGGACCUUCCCCUCACUUUCCAGCCUCCUUUUUAUCUAUGUCUAUGCCUAUUUUAAAAAGCCAGAGGUAAUUCAACAAGAGCUGUAAACUGUUUUUCAAGUCCUGUCCAAGUGCUCCCAGACUGCAACUCCUCAUGGAAGGUGCAGUAGAUGAGUGCAUCAAUGACUUCUGUAAUUCUCUGGGUUUUUUGAUUGUGUUUGACUUAGGUGACUGCAGGUUUUUUUUCCCUGAAGUGGGUGCCUGUAUCUUCUGUUUACUUGUGCUGGUUAAGUACAUGCUGACCAUCAGCCUGGAAACUAUUUUGCACAUGGUUAUUUAUAUAAACAAUUUAUGCUGUGUUUCUGUGUCACUGUAGGAGAAUAUCUGUCCUUUCGCUUUUCUUUACUCUGCAAGAAUGCUUUUAUUUUCUCACAUGGAAACUUUUAUCCGAUAGAAGCUGUACAUAUUGCAAGGAGUUAUCAAGCAAGAAUGUGAGGAUCAUUUUGAAGUUGCAACAACCAAUGUUACUUCCCACUUUUUCCACAAGCUAUGACUGACUCCAGAACUCUUUGUAGCCAAGUUUCUUUUGAGUGCCCAGACCGGUCCCCUGCCCACCAAGUUGCUAAAUGGUUUCUGGAAACUUCUGUUGUGAGUUUCGCAUAUUGUGCUCACCGUUAGCAGUUGCCUAGUACUGCCACUGUUGUCCAACAGCCUUUCUAACUGCAUAGCAUCAGCACACUACAAUGACAAAGGGAAGACUUUUUAUGUUUUAAGGAGCUGGGAAAAAUUCAUUGCACAGACAUUUGCAAUACGAUGUGAAGAAUUCAAUAAAAGCUAUUUGAUUGCAGAAUGGCUCUGUCUGGUUUGUUUAUCAGUGGCAGUUCAAGCUGGAAGUAUGUUAGACUGUAGGCUGUAAGAAAUUUCUCAGGGCUCACUUUGUUACAGAAUAGGGAAGGAAAUAGGCAGAGCUACGGCUGAAAUAUGACUGAAGUUCCUACCGCAAAAGUUGCCAGCGUGGUCAAUUGGAUAGGUGUUUGUGAAUGAAUAGAAAGGGUAGGGGCUAGCCUGCCUGCUGUGAGGAGGCAAGGAGAAGGAGAUUAAGGCUAAUUUCCCAAGGUAAGAGAUUUAUAGAUGUAAGUGCCAAGCAGGGGAACUGUACUGUGGAUAAGGAGCUGCUGGCAGGAACCGGGAGGACUGCCUGUGUUUCAGAGCUAUGUGUACGUGCCUCUGCUCAGCUCUGUCCCCUCUUGGCCAGUUGCUCAAGGUAAGCGAGAGUAAAGGCAUUUUAUAUCUGUCAGGCAAGACUGUAAACCUUUCAUCCCUUGGUUUGCAGUUCCCAUUGCUUUGUCGGGUCAGCCCUUGCUCAAACAUCUCCAAAACACAUUUGGACCAUGCCAGCCUAUUCACUGGCAUCUCGUUCCAUCACCUGCAGGACGGAGAGGUGCAGGGUGGGCCUCCUCAGCAUGCCUCAGAUGCUGGGGCCAUGCAGCAUGAAGUUGCAGCUCCUUCAUGAGUUUUUCAGUAGGAACGCCAUCAGUCUGCCUUCUCUGGUGCAAAACGUGCUUUAUCUCCAGCUUACUAUCUAUCUGGGGGGGGAAACAACCCAGCAGGUGAAUGGUGCAUGAACCACUCCAUACACAUCCCUUUCAUAUUGAUUAGUCAAAAUGCUGUCCUUGUCCACAGCAAUUGUGGUUCAUUGCCUAACCUUCAACUUUUCGUAGUCUACUGAGUUCGUGCCUUACCUUCACCUUUUGGCAGUCUACUGAGAAGCAAAAGUGGUUGUGAUAGGCAAAAGGCCAGCAUUGUUCCUUGCAAAGCAUGGUGCGUGGUUCCAGCAGAAAGGCCAAAGGCUAAUGGGACACGAAGAGCAGCUGGCAGCUUGUGGGAUCAAGUUCCACUUUGGGAGUAGGCGAAAGGCGUUCUUGCCAUGCUACUGCUCUGGCUGCGGUCCCAAGUGAGGAGCUGAGCUCUAACAAAUGUGAGGUGCUCAGAUGUUUUAGCCAGUGCAGCUAUGCAAGUGCCAAAAUUGCAGUGUGAUGCUUGCUUCCCACGUCCAUGGUGUGCCCAGAGGUUGCCCUGUCAGUACCAGCCCCUAGGUUUGGUUGUUGUAGGCAGUGACUUGCAUGUACCCCAGGUCUGAACUUUUCUUGAUGGCUGAGGCCUUGCCAUGCCUGCACUAUCCCUACGCUUGGGGCAGCCCCUCCUCAUGGAUCACAGACACAGGGAAAAUUACUGGGUACAAUCUUCGGUUCGGGCUCUGGAGAUAACCAGAGGACUUCAGUCCGGA